AUGCCUUCCAACAAGUCGUUCCGAACCAAGGUCGUGUUGGCCAAAGCCGGCAAAGUGAACCGGUGCGUCCUUGCAUGCGUUUUCAUCUUAUGUACUGCAACGAUUCAUUCGCUGGCUGACCAGGUCCAUGUAUCCCCGUUCUCAAUCAGACCCAUCCCCCAAUGGUUCCGUCUCAAGGCUGACACCAAGCUGCAGUACAACGGUCCGUGAAUCCGCCUCCCCCGCCUGUGAUGCGACCCUGCCAGCACCCGUGACUGACAGUUGAGCUCCCCUCUUCUUGUCCCACAGCCAAGCGCCGCCACUGGCGCAGGACAAAGCUCAACCUCUAA
This is a messenger RNA of Microbotryum saponariae, 329 nucleotides long. NCBI's taxonomy places the organism in Eukaryota, Fungi, Basidiomycota, Microbotryomycetes, Microbotryales, Microbotryaceae. The record is from the annotation of a GenBank genome assembly.